Molecule: messenger RNA, 1578 nt
Organism: Amaranthus tricolor (Joseph's coat)
Lineage: Eukaryota; Viridiplantae; Streptophyta; Magnoliopsida; Caryophyllales; Amaranthaceae
Exons: 3
Coding region: 1-1578 (525 amino acids)
Biological process (GO): proteolysis
Molecular function (GO): zinc ion binding; aspartic-type endopeptidase activity; nucleic acid binding
Source: RefSeq, a predicted model, not a curated record
AUGACGCCCACGAGAUCUUCGAGGCUGGAAACAGAAGACGAGCACAGAAGGAGAGUGCUCGAGGAUGCGGUAAUAGCUCUGGCUAAUCGGGAUAACUGCCAGAGGCAGGGACAGGCCGCGUUUGAUAAAGUCUUACAGAUGCGACCUCCUUCAUAUAGUGGCACUACUGAUCCGGUGAUAUUAGAAGGAUGGAUCCGGACCAUGGAAAAGGUAUUCCGGGCAGCCAGAUGCCCUGAAGAAGAAAAACUUGAUAUCGGCGCUUAUUAUCUGGAGGGUGAAGCUGACAACUGGUGGACGAUGCUGCACCCACAAUGUACUGCUGAUUCAAACUUUAAAUGGUCACAAUUCUUGGAGAAACUGAGGGAAAGAUUCUAUCCUGCCGCAUUGAGGUGGCGUAAACAGGAUGAAUUCAUGAAUCUAUUCCAGGGGAACAUGACUAUUCAGGAGUAUACGGAUAAGUUUACGGAGUUAUCUAGGUUCGCCCCUCAUGCCUGCCCAACCGAAGCUGAAAAGGUUCUACGGUACGUCAACCGUAUGGACCCAAGAGUGCAGAUUCCGGUGAUGAGUUCGAAGCCUGCAACGUUCCAGGAGGCGUAUGAUAUAGCCCUGAGUAUUCAUACUACUAUCCUAGAGAACGAAGCCAGAAUGAGGAAUGCUAAACCACCACCACAACAUGUUGACCCCAGAAAAUGCAACCGUUGUAGUAAGAACUCGCAUCCAGGAGUCACAUGUGAGGGAAAACCGAUAGUCUGUUACAGAUGCCAAGAGCAAGGGCAUAAAUCAUAUGAAUGCCCGAAGAGAUCCGGAGUAACCGAAUCUGGAGCUGCUAGACUUACCUCACCUGCAACACAGAAGAGCCGAGUGUUUUGCAUGACACGAGAAGAAGCAAAUGCUAAUCCUGAUGUGGUUACGGGUAACAUUCUUGUACUCAAUAAACCUGCUGUUGUGCUAUUUGAUUCUGGUGCUACCAUGUCUUUUAUCUCCAGCUCUUUUGUUAAUAAAGUAGGUUUGCUACCUACUUCUCCUGUUAAUAUCAUUAUUACCUUACCUACGGGAGAGGAAGUUAUGAGUGGUAGAGAAUAUAAAAAUGUGCCCAUAAAAAUAGCUGAGUCUAUUUUUCUUGCCGAUCUUAAACAUUUCCCCAUGACCGAGUUUGAUGUCAUACUAGGGAUGGAUUGGUUGUAUAGAUAUCAAGUCAUCAUUUAUUGUCAUGACAAAAGAAUAGUGAUGAAAGAUCAUGAGGGAAAAGAAAUUUCCUAUUCAGGAGUAAAUGGUAAAAAGGGAGUGAGAAUAGUGUCAGCCCUAAAAAUGAUGAGAUUGUUGAGGAAAGGAGAGAUGGUAUUCCUGUGUAGUGUUAAGGAUGUGUCAGAGGAAAGGAAAUUAGAAGACAUUCCAGUAGUGAGAGAGUACCCCGAUGUUUUCCCUAAUGAAUUGCCAGGUAUACCCCCAGAAAGAGAUGUAGAAUUCAGCAUCGAUGUAAUACCAGGCACAGCUCCCAUUUCUAAAGCACCAUACAGAAUGGCACCUCCAGAAUUGCAAGAAUUGAAGACUGCUCUUUGUAAAGAAAAAGGACGGUAG